AUGGACAUUACUUGGAGAGACUCUGCCACCAAAGAGGCCUACGAAGAGGCGCGCGUCGGCCGCGUGUUCAAUCACCGCCGCCCGUCACGAUUCCCCCUCGCCGUUGUGAAGGCCACCAGUGAAGAUGAUAUCGUCAAGGCAGUGAAGAUGGCGGGGGACAUGAAGUGUCGUGUCGCAGUCCGGUCGGGUGGACAUUCCUGGGCUGCUUGGAGUGUGCGCGACAAUUCCAUUCUGAUCGAUCUCGGUAAUUACAAGCACAUGGAGGUCGAUGCUUGGAAUCGCACUGCCAGAGCCACGCCUAGUAUGACUGGCCGCGAGAUCAAUGAUGUUCUGGUCAAGCAGCAUGGGCUGAUGUUCCCGGGUGGUCAUUGUCCAGAUGUCGGCCUCGGUGGAUUCUUGCUUCAAGGUGGUAUGGGUUGGAAUUGCCGGAACUGGGGAUGGGCAGCCGAGAGAGUUCUGGGCGUGGAUGUCGUUACAGCCGAGGGCGAGUUGAUCCAUUGCAAUGCAACACAGAAUCAGGAUCUGUAUUGGGCGGCUAGAGGAGCUGGUCCAGGCUUCCCGGGCGUUGUCACCAAGUUCCACCUGAGCUUGAACGAGUACCCUAAGAAAGGUGGCUUCAGAUCUUCUGGCUACGUCUACCCCAUCAGUCAAUACCGAAAGGCCUUUGACUGGAUUCUCUCAAUCACCGAGACCUUCGACAACGACACAGAAAUCGCCGUGAUCUCAAACUACCCCGAAGGCUCCAACGAAAUCCACUUCUUCAUCCUGUUGGUUGUCAUGAAAAACACACCCGAGGAGGCAGAGAAGGCACUCCGCCCAGCACAGGACACUCGACCCACCGGCUUCGUUGCCGAAUGGUUCAGCAAGGAAGACAGUCUCGAGGAACAAUACAAAAAUCAGGGAACCGCCAACCCGGAAAAGCACCGCUACUGUGCCGAGAACGCAUACAUCAACAAUGACGCCGAUGUGCCCGCUGUCCUGGAAGAGGCAUUCACCACCCUGCCUGACAAGAAAGCAUUUGCGUUGUGGUAUCCCAUGAACCCCUGCAGUCGCCGGAAGCUUCCCGACAUGGCUCUCAGCAUGCAGUCCGAUCACUACUUUGCCCUCUAUACGGUUUGGGAGAAUGCAUCCGACGACGUGCGGUGCCAGGCCUGGGUGAAGAAUGUGAUGAAGAAGGUUGAGCGACAGUCGGUCGGCGCAUACCUGGGUGAUUCGGACUUCCAAGUGCGCCGAACUAAGUUCUGGGCCGAUGACAAUGCGAAGCGACUUAUGAAUGUUCGCCGCAAGUGGGAUCCCAAGGGCCGGAUCUGUGGAUACUUGGAUCAGAAUGAUAAGUCCGGACCCGCUGGCCUCGAAAACACUUUUGAGUGGAAGCUGUGA
Messenger RNA from Penicillium verhagenii, 1380 nucleotides. Its product is annotated as FAD-binding oxidoreductase. Gene Ontology annotation, molecular function: FAD binding; oxidoreductase activity. The record is from RefSeq and is a predicted model, not a curated record. The transcript is spliced from 3 exons. The coding region runs from base 1 to 1380 and encodes 459 amino acids. NCBI's taxonomy places the organism in Eukaryota, Fungi, Ascomycota, Eurotiomycetes, Eurotiales, Aspergillaceae.